AUGGCACCGAGACGUCCGCCGGGGGGUUCCAGCCCGGCACCAGAAUCCAAGAAGCCUCGCAAGGGUUUCCGCGUCGGCCCGGACAAUCUCCCUGACGGGCCGUGGCGUCGCAAGGUCACCAAGAUUAAGAAGGACCUGAUCCACAAGGCCAAGGUCAAGAAGCAAUACGCCAAGAUUAAAGCCCAAGAACAGCCUCAACAGCUGCAGGAGAAAAGGCCUGACGGGGACAAGCAUGACGACGGUCAAGCAGCAGCAGACCCAGCCCUCCACCCCACCCGCCAACUCAUGCUCAAGGAUGAAGAAGCCGCCCAGACAGGCGUCUCAAGGGGCGGCGGCCACGAUGACGGUGACGAUGAUGACGGAGAGGCUCCCGGCCGUCGCGGUGGUCGCAGUGGCGGCCACAGCGACGGUCAGCGCCGCCGCACCCGUCGUCCAGGCUACUACGACAAGCAGCUCCAGAAGGCCGACCAGCAUCGCGCAGAGGCCGAGGCUCGCGCCCGGGAGAUCCAGCGCCGCAGGGAGGAGCGGGAGCAGAAGAUGGCCCAGAGGGACAGGUACCGUCGUGCCAUGGCCAAGACUGUCGGCCCUGACGGCAAGAAGAAGCUCGGGAGGGAGAGUAACAUUCUCCUCGAAAAGGUGAAGAGGAUCGUCGGCGAGCAGUAG
Molecule: messenger RNA, 663 nt
Organism: Geosmithia morbida
Lineage: Eukaryota; Fungi; Ascomycota; Sordariomycetes; Hypocreales; Bionectriaceae
Exons: 2
Coding region: 1-663 (220 amino acids)
Source: RefSeq, a predicted model, not a curated record